Cyprinodon variegatus (sheepshead minnow) is the source of this 791-nucleotide messenger RNA. RefSeq names its product sphingosine-1-phosphate phosphatase 2-like. The transcript is spliced from 2 exons. Bases 34 to 690 code for a protein of 218 amino acids. Gene Ontology annotation, cellular component: endoplasmic reticulum membrane. The record is from RefSeq and is a predicted model, not a curated record. Gene Ontology annotation, biological process: sphingosine metabolic process; phospholipid dephosphorylation. NCBI's taxonomy places the organism in Eukaryota, Metazoa, Chordata, Actinopteri, Cyprinodontiformes, Cyprinodontidae. Gene Ontology annotation, molecular function: sphingosine-1-phosphate phosphatase activity.
UCAUGGUUUUAUCACAGAGACGGUUUGUGCUAAAUGUGUGUUUUUCUGUCCCAGUUCUGCUUCCAGGCCGGCCUGCUGAUCGCCGUGACGAUGUCUACUUUGGUGUCUCUGAGCCGCCUCUACACUGGCAUGCAUUCGGUUCUGGAUGUGAUUUGCGGCGUUUUGAUCACUGGAUUCCUGAUUCUGCUCAGCUACCCUUACUGGGAGACGUUCGAUAGGUUCCAGCUGACCAACCCUCUGUCCCCCAUCGUCGCUCUGUCGCUGCUGCUCUUUCUAAGCUACACAUAUCCAGAGCUGGACCAUUACAGCACCACACGGGGCGACACCACCACCAUCCUGGGAGUGUGCGCCGGCUGCUCGGUGGGAUACUGGACAAACGUGCAACUGGGCCACACCUUCGAGCCCCAGGAGGCGCUACCGGUUCCCCUACCCCCGCUGACGGCGCUGUCUCUGGCUAGAGGUGUUGGACGCAGCCUGGUUGGAGUUGUUGCCCUGGUGGGGACGCGGCAGAUAGUGAAAAAGCUGAGUUUGGACUUGUUGUACUAUUGGUACGGGUUUCCUAGAACGGAUGAAAAUGCCAGGAGGAGGAAGGAGAUCGAAGUGCCGUCCAAGUUUGCCACGUACACGGCUGUUGGACUGGUUAACUCUAUAUUGGUCAACAGAUUCUUUGUUUUAAUUGGGCUCCUAUGACCAUCAUCUCUGAUCAAUAAACCUCAUAUUUAUCUCACUGUAUGGAUGUUUUCUUAUGCUGGGACAGAACUGAAUGUUUGACUCCUCAGUGGGAAGGAUUC